GGUGUGGCCUCUUUGUCUCUGUCCUAAUGAAGGAGGCGUGGCCUCCGUGUCCGUGAUGAACCACGAUACCUGUGGGGGAUAAAAUCCAAAUCUGGCAACACUUUAAUCUGUUUUAGUUUGAUACAAAACUGGUUUUAUAAUCACAGAGCAAACGCCAACAUAUUAUAGUUUAGUGGUUUAAUUUUAGAACAGAGGUCUGCACCUGCCACUGUCACUGCACACAGUGUGUGUGUGUGUGUGUGUGUGUGUGUGAGUGUGAUGGACACACAGUGUGAAACCCCCUCAGUGAAGGAACUGGAAAGGAUUCUGUAUGGAGGGAAACGGAGUGGAAAUCAUGUGGACGAGGUCUGGCCCAACCUGUUCCUGGGAGAUAUGUCGAUAGCUAACGAUCGCUACAGCCUGUGGAAGCUCGGGAUCUCACACGUGCUGAACGCCGCUCACGGGAAAGCGCACUGCCACGGCAGCCACGGGUUUUAUGGCUCGUCUGUGGAGUAUUACGGCGUUCCUGCAGACGAUUCUCCGUCCUUUAAUCUCUCUCAUUACUUCCAGCCAUGUGCAGACUACAUCCAUCAGGUGCUCAACUCUCCUGGAGCACGGUUGCUGGUGCAUUGUGCAGUAGGCGUGAGUCGCUCCGCUUCGUUGGUUCUCGCCUAUCUGAUGAUCCACCACCAGCUCCCCCUGCUGGACGCCAUCAACACGGUGAAACAGCGCAGAUGGAUUUUCCCAAACCGCGGAUUUCUCCGGCAGCUUCGAGCUCUCGAUAUCACACUGAGUAGUGUACAGCACACAGAGUCGAACCACGAUAGGAAGAGUUUACACUUCUGUACUGUUUCUCAUUAACACGACAAGCUGCGUU
This is a messenger RNA of Ictalurus furcatus (blue catfish), 856 nucleotides long. Its product is annotated as dual specificity protein phosphatase 13-like. Gene Ontology annotation, biological process: protein dephosphorylation; negative regulation of MAPK cascade. Gene Ontology annotation, cellular component: cytoplasm. Gene Ontology annotation, molecular function: MAP kinase phosphatase activity; protein tyrosine/serine/threonine phosphatase activity. Lineage: Eukaryota; Metazoa; Chordata; Actinopteri; Siluriformes; Ictaluridae. The record is from RefSeq and is a predicted model, not a curated record. The transcript has 3 exons. Bases 259 to 840 code for a protein of 193 amino acids.